This is a messenger RNA of Nannochloropsis gaditana CCMP526, 288 nucleotides long. Its product is annotated as nuclear nucleic acid-binding protein c1d-like protein. Gene Ontology annotation, molecular function: DNA binding; RNA binding. The transcript is spliced from 4 exons. The annotation marks the transcript as partial. Gene Ontology annotation, biological process: maturation of 5.8S rRNA; regulation of gene expression. The record is from RefSeq and is a predicted model, not a curated record. Gene Ontology annotation, cellular component: exosome (RNase complex); nucleolus.
AUGGAUAAUUUUAAUGUCGCUUUGACGUCAAUAUCGGAGCAGCUCGAGCCGCUUUUUGCCUUGCCGUGGGCGGUGGUGUUGGAGAGCCUGAAAGAGGAGGAGCGCGCGAAACUCUGUCUGGCCAUGGCUUACGCUGUUCAUUCGUUGUACUACAUGCUCCUACGUACCCGGGGGCAACCGACCAAAACCCAUCGCGUACGGGUGGAGCUGGAGAGGGUAAAGACGUACAUGUCUCGGCUGCAAGCGGCAGCUCGCCCUCCUUCCCUCCUUUCCUCCUCCCCUCCCUCC